Messenger RNA from Microbotryum saponariae, 1330 nucleotides. Lineage: Eukaryota; Fungi; Basidiomycota; Microbotryomycetes; Microbotryales; Microbotryaceae. The record is from the annotation of a GenBank genome assembly.
AUGCCGUCGUCAUCUGCGGCUGCGGCGGCUGCAGAACGCAAGACCGAGGUGUUCCAGGUAUCCUUAGUGAGUCUGUAUACCCUAUCUUCCCCUCUGCAAGAUGAUCGUGUAGUCGUUCCUGACUCACUGACGACGCGUCGCACCACGUCCCUCUCGGAUCUCCUCCGGACGACCACCACGGACCGCGCGAUGGCGUGUGUAUAGAGCGUCGAACGACAGUGGGCACGCGAAGUAGCAAAAGGUGGGCGAUCACUGCGACUGUGAGCCCCUGCUCUGCCUUUCGAGCUAAUACUCGGGAAUCAACCCACAGCUAUCCUGGGCACGAUCCUAUUUCAUCGGGUGUUGGGCAACCUCAAGCCGCGCUCGGUCGAGGUAUGUGGCGUCACGUUCGUACGUCAUAUAGCUUACUCGAUGAGACGGUAAUGCUCGACGUAUGUCCUGAAUCCUGCGUUGCAUCGACUAGCCGUCAGCGAGUGAUCCGGAGAUCGAAGCACUGGUCAGUGCCCAUGUCGACACCUACACAAGGGCACUUUUGGAACGAGCGGGGAAUACGCCUCCGAGACCAAGCAGGGUCAGUACACGUCAAAUUGGAGACGAAAUCGUCCCGCAAGCUCGGAAAGCUGACACCUUGGCUCUCUCGCUAGAUGGUCAUCUGCUUCUACCGAACCCCGCAAUCGCCUCGAUCGUUCCGUUCCCCUUCUUCCCAAGCGAUCCCUUCGUCACCAGGGCAUAGCGGUUCGAAAUCGACAUCUCCAUCGAGGAACAUCACAGCACCCGUCACGUCGGCCUUGGGAUGGUUUUCGGCAUCUGCAAAAGCCGCGUUGGUGGGAGGGACGAUGGACGAACCCACGAACGAACAGGUCGAUGAUCUGCAGCAGUUCGGCACACCUUGGGAAGCUUGGAUCGUCGAGAUGGAUGCGGUCGGGGAUGGGAGAAGGGGGGUAGGAGAGGAUCGUGAGUCAUCUGAUACGCAAAUCGAAGCUGUCUCACUUGCUGAACAUGGUGGCCCUCCGACACCCAGGCCUGAGAAGUCAGCUGAACGAUUUCCUCUUGAGGAGUCUGACGUUUGUCAUGGACAGGACGGCACAUAUCCCACCCAUCACCUCGUCCGAUACAUUACCCCAUGGCGUCCUGGUAAGUGGAAGAGGUAGUUCCUCACCUCUUCGAUGAGAUGGUCUGAAGAAUACGUCCUUCCUCACAGAUCGGCAUCGAUCCCCCUUCCGUACCGUUUACGAUCCCCGCAGCGAUCAUGUCGAAUCCGACGUGGCCUUGUCUGCAUAGAGAACUGGUCGCUUCUCCAAGAUCACCAGCCGCGAAUCUGGGGCGAUGA